AUGUCGAAUACUAUGGCAUUCUCCGCUAUUGCGGUUAUCCCUGGAAAAUCAGUUAAGGUUUUUGGUAAAGCUAUUCAAUGUCUAUCUAAAGUUGGAGACGAACUCUAUGUCCAGAUUAAUGAAAAUGGCAUCGAUUUACGAACAGUAAACUCAUCCCGUUCCGCUUAUUCCCGAAUGGAAUUCAAAUCGCGCUUCUUUUCAACUUUUCGCGUUCGAGAAUCAGACUCUGGUGGCAGUGACAGCAUUUUAAAGUGCAAAAUCAAUAUGAAGCCUUGCCUGAAUAUCUUCAGAUCAUCAAGUACGGAUAAAAAUGUAAACAGCUGCUCGAUUACUCUAGAUGGAAAUGAAAAUCGUCUAAAAUUUUUACUAGAAUGUCGUUUCGGAAUAAGAAAAGCUUUCGAUCUCCUUUUACAAGAUUGCGAAAGCUUGGAAGCAAUGUUUACAAAAGACGACUGCCCGAAUGCAAUCGUUUCGCUGCCCAAGAUAUUCAGCAAUACUAUAUGUAACUUCCACGCUUCGCAAGAAGAAAUUACACUUGUUGCUACGAAAGAAAAUAUUAUCAUUAAGAACUAUGUUGAAGAUCAAGCAGAAUUAAUUAAAAUGCUAUAUACAGAAAUGAAUCUGGCUACCCAUGAAUUCUUAUCUUACGAUGUCAAGACGGAAGGUGACAUUACUUUCUGCCUAAAAGAAUUCCGUGCCAUUGUUAGUUUUGGCGAAUAUACCGGCCAGCCUAUUUCCAUGCACUUUGAAUCGGCUGGAAAGCCAAUCAUGUUUCAUAUCGCGAAAGAGAAUACAUUUACAGCUGAUUUCGUAUUGGCUAGCUUAGUUGAUACCGAUACCCCAUCGCAAAGGAGCAAUGCUUUUCAUCAAAAUACAACCAACCUAGACGAUUCCCAUUGUCACAUUAUCGAAGACUCUAUCUUAGAAAAAUCAAAUCUUGAAGAUGAUUCAGCGACGCAGGAUAAACGUUCAUCUGCACACUUAGCUCAGAUAACUCAGAAAAGCAAUGAAGAAGAAGGUCGGCGAUAUUUUAGUAAUGGAUACAGAUUCCGAGGAAGACGUGUAAUAGACUUUCUUUCGUGGAUUUUUUGUGGAUCCCAGUAUCUUCAUGAUCGUCGAGGAUAA
Molecule: messenger RNA, 1125 nt
Organism: Trichoplax adhaerens
Lineage: Eukaryota; Metazoa; Placozoa; Uniplacotomia; Trichoplacea; Trichoplacidae
Exons: 12
Coding region: 1-1125 (374 amino acids)
Biological process (GO): DNA repair; mitotic intra-S DNA damage checkpoint signaling; cellular response to ionizing radiation
Cellular component (GO): checkpoint clamp complex
Source: RefSeq, a predicted model, not a curated record